CCCAGUUCUUCAGCUUCAUGACCUUGUUGUGUGUUUUUCCUGCAGCUCCUUGCUCUCACAGUGUUUGUUGCAGCCUUCCUGGCUCAGGCUCUUGCUGAAGAGGCAGUGUCCGUCUCUAAGACUCGGAAGGACGGGGGUCUGUCUCGCUACAUGCUGCUCAUCAACAAGGAGGAGCAGCUGGCGACAGAGCAUGUGUGGGCCGGGCGAGACUCAGCCACUGUCCUCUUCGACUACAAGAACGGGAUCAUUGCGUACAGGGUGUUCGACGGCCGGGCAUGUUAUGCAGCCAAAAUGAACCGGAACACCUUCCCUGCCCUGGAUAAGCUCAGAGAGACUCUGGACAACGAGAAGAAUCACAAGCAGAGCCCCCCUCCCCCAGGCAAGAAGUACAACGUGAACCCCGUCCCGAUGAAGGAUCAGGGGAAGCUGGGGGCCCCCGUGCAGGCGCUGUGCCAGGGACUUCCGGCCUACUGGGCACAGGAGCAGAUCGGUGAGAUGUUCUUCAUCGACGCCGGUGCCUGCCUCGGGGUCGAUCUGCUCAUCUUGGACGUGUCUCUCUGCGGGCAUGUCGGACUUUGGUAAAGAAACUCGACUCAGCAGUUCCGUGCCCUGCCGUCGUCUCUCUGCCUCUCAUAUAGAUCUGCAGUUCUGUAUCUAAACAAAGUAGAAACCCAAUAAAAA
Acipenser ruthenus (sterlet) is the source of this 681-nucleotide messenger RNA. Its product is annotated as gastrokine-1-like. The transcript is spliced from 5 exons. NCBI's taxonomy places the organism in Eukaryota, Metazoa, Chordata, Actinopteri, Acipenseriformes, Acipenseridae. Gene Ontology annotation, biological process: regulation of cell population proliferation. Bases 151 to 582 code for a protein of 143 amino acids. The record is from RefSeq and is a predicted model, not a curated record.